GCGUUUGACGCGCGCGGGGACGGCGUCGAGCUUCGCAUGCUCACUGCGGAACAAUUCCUCAGUAGAACGAACGGCUACCGCGUCACUGGCUGCCUUCCUGUCGUCGACAGUUCCUUGGAGCUCACCAAGCCGUUGGUGAAAUUCAGCAGCCCGGCGGACCAACUUCCAGGUGUUGUUAAGGAGUACARGGAAGCCUUCUUGAGGCUGCCUCUGGACCAGCAAGCUGACUGCGCUUUCGUGCCCUUUGUCAUGAGCUCGAGAAAAUCGCGACAUACGCCAUCCGCACCGGUUGGGAAGAGGAAACAGUUGGCUGCUUGUCCAGCUCCGCCUUUGCCAGGCGCGYCGCCCUCSCCCUUGCCCGCGGUGAGGGGAGGUCACGAUCUCGCUCAAUGUUAUAGCGAGGCUACGGAGUACGAUGACAAACUUCUGUAYGGACGCAAUGCUGCGCGCGACAGURUCCAGGAAGGUGUGACUGCCCUGAUUGAGCAAAACGAGGAUGAAGAAGAUGGGGGAAGUUGYGGUCCACGUGAAGACGGCGGUGAUGACGAGUACAUGGACGUUGGGGAUGAGAACAUGCAGGACCAGAACAUGUUUGGCGAUGACGACGUCGGUAUCACGUCAGAGCAUGGCCUUGGCGACAUCCCCGCCAGUUCUAUGGGGCCGGUUGUUGGUCGGCACUUGCCGUCCCCUGCGAUAUGCCAUUCGCAAGGCGGGAGUCAGGGUGGGCAUGACUCGCAGGAGCACGGAGGAUCGAAGUCGAGGAAAAGGACAAGAGAAACUUCUCCUUCUGCUUCCGCUCACAAGAGACAAUCGAGGACUGACGCUGUAAAUGAGGCUCGUGGAGCUCUGAUAGCAUCCCAGGAGGCGAGACCUCCACGGAAGAGCAGCCAGGGGGGAAGAUCUGGCAGUCGUGGCRGCGACCGUGGUGGGGCAAGAAAAGGUAAGCAGAUAGUGAGGGCAGAAGAACUGCGGGUUUCGGGAGAUGAGGGCGAGGGAGUGGGCCCUCGCAUGCCCGACGAUGGUGAUGAACCGCUUCAGCACGCUACACCCAUCGACACGACGCGUUGUUUCUUCCUCGAGUACGACAAGCGGGGUUUUGCUAAGCAAAAAGUCCUCCCUGYUCUUGUGGACGUCAUGAAAAUCAAACGCAUUCCCCGCAGGAAUAUUCUUUUCAACCAUCGCUCUUUGUUUGCGAAUAUUGUGCGAGGCAUCGAGAAUGCCAUCAAGAAUUCCAUCACCACAGAACCGGGGGCGUGGGAUAGGCCUGAGCUCGUGCUUGCGCCGGUUGACCGCAACGAAAUCGUCGGCGGGCAGGGAAGGCGGAUAACACCGACCGAAUUCUUCGAAAGAGACUCCUCGGAGUUCGAUUG
Chara braunii is the source of this 1370-nucleotide messenger RNA. NCBI's taxonomy places the organism in Eukaryota, Viridiplantae, Streptophyta, Charophyceae, Charales, Characeae. The record is from the annotation of a GenBank genome assembly.